CCCUUGCGCAGACAUGUCCGCCAGACCGGGAUUCUACCAGCAGGAGCUGAACAAGACCGUGUGGGAGGUACCGGAGCGGUACCAGAACCUGACGCCGGUGGGCUCCGGAGCCUACGGAUCGGUGUGCUCGGCGUACGACGUGGUCUCGCGGCAGAAGGUGGCGGUGAAGAAGCUGUCCCGGCCGUUCCAGUCCCUGAUCCACAGCCGCCGGUCCUACCGGGAGCUGCGGCUGCUGAAGCACAUGAAGCACGAGAACGUCAUCGGCCUGCUGGACGUCUUCACGCCCGCCGCGGCGCUCGAGGACUUCAACGAGCUCUACCUGGUGACCAACCUGAUGGGCGCGGACCUCAACAACAUCGUGAAAUUUCAGCGGCUGUCAGACGAGCACGUGCAGUUCCUGAUUUACCAGCUUCUACGCGGCCUCAAGUACAUCCAUUCAGCAGGAUUGAUUCACAGAGACCUCAAGCCCAGUAACGUGGCAGUAAAUGAGGACUGCGAGCUGAGGAUCCUUGAUUUUGGAUUGGCCAGACAGGCGGACGACGAGAUGACCGGGUAUGUGGCGACUCGCUGGUAUCGAGCGCCGGAGAUCAUGCUGAACUGGAUGCACUACAAUCAGAAUGUGGAUAUUUGGUCAGUGGGAUGCAUUAUGGGAGAGCUGCUGAAGGGAAAAGUCCUUUUUCCUGGCACCGACUAUAUCGACCAGCUGAAGAGAAUCAUGGAGGUGGUUGGGACUCCGACACCCGACCUGUUGAAGAAGAUCUGCUCUGAACAUGCACAGAAGUACAUCCAAUCUCUUCCCUUCAUGCCCCAGCAGGACCUGGAGAAGAUCUUCAGAGGAGCAAACCCACUGGCUGUCGAUCUCCUAAAGCGCAUGCUGGUUCUGGACUGUGAUGGGAGGAUCUCGGCCAGCGAGGCCCUUUCCCACUCUUACUUCUCACAGUACCACGAUCCAGACGACGAGCCGGAGGCCCCGCCUUACGACCAGACGCUGGAGAGCAAAGACCGAACUCUAGAAGAAUGGAAAGAGGAAGUGGCGCAACUCGACGCCACAGACCCAAGGAGAGCUUCGAGCCGCAGAGCUUUCCAUGCUGUUGCAAGAACUCCACCACCAAAGUUACAUUUUACUGAUUUAUUUAAAGAUGCCAGCUUCUUACAUCAUGAAUAUGAUUACGUUUCAUUUGAGAAGGGAGUUUUUACGGCUUGUGAAAUGGCUCAGAGCGGAGGCGAGUCAUGCCAUGCAUCCGUGUGUUAACAGGCAUAACUAUGAGGCCCCAAACCAAAGCCUGCAGCAGAAGACUCUUGGUUUAUAUAUGAACGUAUCCUGUGUUUUCCACCUUCGGUGGGUUUAAAGUAUUCAUCACCACCUCUUUAAACAAAUCGUAAACAGCACUCCUCACAUGUUUCCUUUGGCUUUAUGUCUCUCUCGUGUGUGUGUGUGUGUGUGUGCUUAGAGUUGGUAUUUGAAGAGGUGACCUGCGUCAAAGCAUCCGGCAGCAAGACCGACAGCCUUCAGGCGGAGCCGUAAGCCUCUUUCGGCUCCGCCCCCCCGCCCUGCUCAAGGACCAAGGACUCAAUGAUCGGAGGUGGAGGAAGAGAAGUCUGCGUUCCCUCCGCUCGGCGUGGCUGGGAUCGGUUGCCUGUCCUGGGUGUAUUUGAGCGGGGGGGCCGGACGGCGUCCCGUGGAUCGGAUGCACACACGGGGCAAUUUACAGGGAGAAUUGUUUUAAUCCGAUAGAAGGAGCUCUUCAGUCCGGAGAGUUGCUUCCUCUUAUGUUCACCCGCUCAGUGAGGAUCAGAUCGCAGAGGGCCUGAUGACUCAUACGGGGAAGCAACUUCACGGAACUGAACUGUGUUUACAGAAUAAUAGAAAAGGUAUCGAAGGAAGGGUAAAAAAAAAAGCACACUAGUAUUUCCAAAGCAACGACAUCUGGUCCCUCGUCAUGACAGAUGCCAUAAGCAGUCAGAGCUUUCGUGUCUGGAGUCCGUGUUCAAAGGCUCAGAAUUCAGCUUGCAUUCUGCAUGAUUUCUGUGCAUUUUAUUAUUACAAAAAUAUUACCGGUAUCGUAUUAUAUAACAAUGACGACUGCUUAUUGCAUAUGCCAGACUGCUGUGAAGCAGCCCGAGGGUCAGAGAGGCAUUACCAAGAGAUGUGCCCGACUUUUAAAAUGUUCUUUAUAAUUAAAGUGGAGUUAAAAAAAACAAUGAUACCAGAGCAAAGAGAAGCGACUGUUCUUCAUCCUCUUCCGUUUACAGAGUAGUAAACACCGACUGUGGUGCGGAUUAUCGUCGUUAAUACGUGCCGAAACCGGAGCGGCGUGGCAGGUCUGUGUUCACAGAGCGACCUCGCUUCAGAUGAAGUUUCCUCCGAUGGCUGAUAGCGUGUCACCUGUUGGCGUCGGCUGCGCUCCAUCAGGUGUCCGUCAUGUCGUGUCUUUUGAAGCUCCGGUUUGUGUUUACAGUAAAACGAGUUUACAGGCGUUUUGUCAGCUGGUAGAAGCUCCAUGGAAGUCCUGACUGGUGAAACACUCCCAUGAAUCCUACUUUCCUCAUCUUCUUUUUUGUUUUUGUGCUGCUUGAGUGUUAAUAAUGAAAAUGGUGUGUGUGCAUUCAUUAGUGACCAUCGUAUUAAAGCACUGGGGAUGUUCUGUACCUCACUUGUGGGUAUUUCAGUAACACUGAACUUCAUAGCUUAUUGCAACACGUGGACACCUUUACAUGUCGUGUUUGUAAAAGCUGCAUGAGCUCAAUGCAUCUUCAGAUGUUCCGCAGGGAACGGCUGCCUCCCUCACCGACUUUGUGUCACUCAUCUUGCAGCAGACUGGAGUUUUAGUUCGACCAACAUUUUGCUGAGGGAGAAAUACUUGUGUUCCCCCACCGUGUGCAGAGCCAACAGGUUUCCAGAUGAAUGCUGAAUGUCAGGGACCAUGUGAAGAGGUCAAAGAGGUCAACGCUGAUGUUAGACAGUCAGGACAUAGGCCUCCAAAUAUAUGAACAAAUACAGUGUGUUUAUUGCAUCCAGAGUUCUCAGAUAACUACCUGAGCAUCUUAAACUUGAAGUAAAGUAAAGAGUUUGUUUACUGAUGCUGGUGGACAUUUUGGGAGAUAAACACAGAAGCUAAAAGAUAAACAUAGAAGCUAAAAGAUAAACAUAGAAGCUAAAAGAUAAACACAGAAGCUAAAAGGCUCAUGAGUCACGAAAUAUAAAUACAAUUGAUAUUUAACUGCUGCAAAUGCAUUCUCACACUUAAUCUGUAUCGGCCUACUGUCUGGAUACAAGUUGGAUAGCAGGUGUAAAGCAGAUAGAAGUUUUCUAGAACCGGACCCUCGAAUGCCAAGUAGCACAAGUAGCUCUUCAGGUUAGCUAACGAGCUACAUGCUAGCUUUGAUUGAAGGCUAACUUAAUUAGCUAAAGUAGGCCUACUAGCAUACUAGUGUAACUACUGGAUGGCGUUUAAGAUGCAAAUGGUUGGCAAUGAAGCCCAUCUGAGGUUUUAUUUCACAGCAGAUAUGAGAUGAACUGAGGAAUAGGAAGAAACCCUAGCUAGCCUGUCUAGCUAGACAGGCUAGCUAGACAGGCUAGCUAGCAUUGUUAGCCAGCGAGGUUAUAAGGUCAAUUGUAUUUUAUACAUUUUGUGUGUUCCUUCAUGCAAGUUAAACUGGUUCUAUGGCUUGUCCCACUCUAGUCCAACCACACCAAUGAGAUGAUGUCUACCUAGAAGAAACAUGAGAGGCCUACAACUAAAAUGUAAUUUUUGAAGAACACAAGAAAGGAAACCCACUCCUCCCUGUUUCCUCCCUGUUUCCUCCCUGUUUCCUCCCUGUUCACAGUCCAGGUGUCUGAACCCUGCCGGUCUCAGUCUUAGAGCUCUGAAUGUUAACGUGCCCUGUGUUUAUGUGGGUGUUGUAUAUGGGGUGGAUUUGAAUAGCAAACUGCAAAUAUGAAUGUAUACGUAUACCGUGUGUGUGUGUGUGUGUGUUACGCGGUGGCAUGUGAUUCAACGGUAGCCGUGAGUUUAAAAUCACUAAACUUAACGUCAACCGUCAGUUUCCAAAUGAUUCAGAUAAUUUUCUCCUUCAUCAUCAACGGACAUGACUCGGCAAGUCUUCAUCAGAAUAAAAACACCUUCAGUUCUGAUA
Molecule: messenger RNA, 4137 nt
Organism: Pseudoliparis swirei
Lineage: Eukaryota; Metazoa; Chordata; Actinopteri; Perciformes; Liparidae
Gene: mapk11
Product: mitogen-activated protein kinase 11
Exons: 12
Coding region: 14-1252 (412 amino acids)
Biological process (GO): protein phosphorylation; intracellular signal transduction
Cellular component (GO): cytoplasm; nucleus
Molecular function (GO): ATP binding; MAP kinase activity
Source: RefSeq, a predicted model, not a curated record